Molecule: messenger RNA, 1451 nt
Organism: Drosophila erecta
Lineage: Eukaryota; Metazoa; Arthropoda; Insecta; Diptera; Drosophilidae
Product: BAG family molecular chaperone regulator 2
Exons: 5
Coding region: 539-1345 (268 amino acids)
Biological process (GO): protein stabilization
Molecular function (GO): adenyl-nucleotide exchange factor activity; protein-folding chaperone binding
Source: RefSeq, a predicted model, not a curated record
GCCACUGUUAUUUUUCUGGUAUUCAAUCGCGGUCAUACAAAUCCCACAAUAUAAUGUUAAAUUAAUCAUAUUUAUACUUAUCUAUAUAUAAGCAAAGCGAAAUAUUCGAUUGUCCCUCGAAGUAAACAGCCCGGGUGCUCCACAAUGAAGCAAGCGCAAGUAACUUAAGCUGUGUCUACGAACUAUCUCGAAACACACUAUUUUCCCGUCAUCGCACUCAAACUGCCCAGCUCGAAAAAUCAACAAUAAAUUUGUAUCGGGCUAAAGGCGCAUUACGGUGGUGCACCUUCGAGUUCCGGGCGGCAGCUUCAGAAACAGAUAAAAUUAAGCUAACUAAGCAACAGCAUCAAACACUUCGACACCCACUCGAAAAAAGCUAAAGACAUUCCAAACAAGUAGCAAGCAAAGCGGCUAAAAAUUAAAAACCAAAAACCAAAACGAAACAGUAGGCAGCUAAGCAACCAUCUUGGGUGACAUACACUUGUCCGGCUUUUUGGAGGGCGGCAGGUUUGAAUCAAAUCUGGAUCAGCCGCAGGAUAUGGAAGUUGAUGCGCCAACAGCGCAGGAAACCAGUGACACUCAUCUCCAGACCCGGAAUCACCACCACCACGAUAGUGCUCAACGCCAGCAGUUGCAGCAGAUCUCGCCCAGCGAUUACCACUCGGAGGCAUCCAUGAAUUUUGAUUAUUUGCAAGACCUGAGGGCCGGUGCCAUGGCCUCCACAUCCACGGCCGGAUCCGGAGGAGGUGGCAAUGGCGGGAACAGCUCCUACGGACUCGUCGACGACAGUAGAGCGCUGGACAGACCAUUUAACGCCAGCGAGAGAUUCGUCACCAUACUGGAUAAUUUGGAUGCACGUGUGGAGAAGCUGCGCAAGGAUGCACUCAACCUGCAGGAGAAGAAAGACUACCUUUUGAUGUCCAUGGAUCUGAUCAAGAGCAACGAAAUGAUGCAGAACAUGAGCGAGGCUGAACGAGAGGAGAUCAUUUUGUACAUACAGCGGGUUAGCUCCCGUUUGGGCACCGUCGAGCUAAAUGUGCGCACUGUGCGGGACAACUCUCAGGAGGAUUCCCUCAGCCAGAUAAAUGCAUUGAUCGACAACAUGAUCAAAAUGGGUGAUCCCGUGAUCGGACGCCAACGAUGCCAGUUGUACUUAAACGCCUGCUGCAGCAGCUCAAUGGAUCCAUCCGGGCACAUGGACACUGUGCCCGAGGCCGAUGCCGGGCCCAUCGAUAAGAAAUUCGAGAGCGUUCUGCUCGGCUGCACUCUGGACGAUCAGAAGAACAUCAAGAAGCGGCUCCAAGCCUUAAUGGGUUAUCUGAAUAAGCAAACUGUUAGCCAUUAAUUUAAUUGUUUUUGGGCCAUUAACUAUUCAUAGCAUUAUUAUCAAACCAAACGAAAUACAUCACCAAGCCGGAUGAAACGAAUAAUAAACAAAGCAUAUACACUAG